CCCAGCCCACACUCUAGUGUUUUCUGCACCCUCCUCCUUGUCGUUAGCUGCGUCACUUCCUGUCUGUAACCGGUGUGUGGAGAGGCAGCGUGUUCUCGUUCAUUGUGCUCCCCGCGGUCUCAAGAUGGCUUCCCUCUCACUGGCACCGAUGAACAUCUUCAAAGCAGGAGCUGAUGAAGAGAGAGCAGAGACUGCCCGCUUGUCCUCCUUUGUUGGGGCCAUUGCAAUUGGAGACUUGGUGAAAAGCACCCUGGGACCAAAAGGCAUGGACAAGAUCCUCUUAAGUGGGGGCAGAGACACCAUUGUUACUGUAACCAACGAUGGAGCAACCAUUCUAAAGUCUAUUGGAAUUGACAAUCCUGCUGCCCAAGUGUUAGUAGACAUAUCAAAAGUUCAGGAUGAUGAAGUAGGUGAUGGAACAACAUCAGUGACCGUGCUGGCAGCGGAGUUGCUUAGAGAAGCUGAACUUCUGAUCGCCAAGAAGAUUCAUCCACAGACUAUCAUUUCUGGUUGGAGACAAGCUACUCAGGUUGGCAGGGAAGCACUUCUUAAGGCAGCACUCGAUCACGGAAAUGACAAAGAGAAGUUUGAGGCCGAUCUUCUGAAUAUUGCCAGAACCACAUUGUCUUCUAAACUCCUAACUCACCAUAAAGAUCAUUUUGCAAAACUUGCUGUGGAAGCUGUACUGAGGCUAAAGGGGUCUGGAAAUCUGGAAGCUAUUCAUGUUAUUAAGAAGUUAGGAGGAAGCUUAACAGAGUCAUAUUUGGAUGAAGGUUUCUUGUUGGACAAGAAAAUUGGAGUAAACCAACCAAAACGUAUUGAAAAUGCAAAAAUUCUUAUUGCAAAUACAGGGAUGGACACUGACAAAAUUAAGGUGUUUGGCUCAAGGGUACGUGUGGACUCUACUGCAAAAGUGGCUGAAAUAGAGUUAGCAGAGAAAGAGAAAAUGAAGGAGAAAGUAGAGCGCAUUCUGAAACACGGGAUCAACUGUUUCAUUAACAGACAGCUGAUUUAUAACUACCCAGAGCAGCUGUUUGGGGCUGCUGGUGUCAUGGCAAUAGAACAUGCAGAUUUUGCUGGAGUCGAGCGUUUGGCCCUUGUUACAGGUGGAGAGAUAGCAUCUACUUUUGAUCAUCCUGAGCUGGUAAAGCUUGGAAGCUGUAAACUUAUUGAAGAAGUAAUGAUUGGGGAAGAUAAGAUGAUUCACUUCUCAGGUGUUGCCAUGGGAGAAGCAUGCACAAUUGUUCUUCGUGGUGCAACACAGCAGAUUUUGGAUGAAGCUGAGAGAUCCCUUCAUGAUGCACUCUGUGUAUUAGCUCAGACUGUGAAAGAUACCAGAACAGUUUAUGGAGGAGGUUGCUCUGAGAUGUUGAUGGCCAAUGCUGUGUCAGAUCUAGCUAAAAGAACACCAGGGAAAGAGUCUGUGGCAAUUGAAUCUUUUGGCAAAGCUCUACAAAUGCUUCCUACCAUUAUAGCGGACAAUGCUGGCUAUGACAGUGCUGACCUGGUGUCCCAGCUAAGAGCAGCUCACAUUGAAGGAAAGUCAACCUAUGGGCUUGAUAUGAAAAACGGCAUCAUAGGAGAUAUGGCUGAGCUGGGCAUCACUGAAAGCUUCCAGGUGAAGAGACAAGUCUUGCUGAGUGCAGCUGAAGCUGCUGAAGUCAUUCUGCGUGUGGACAACAUUAUUAAAGCAGCACCACGCAAACGUGUUCCUGAUCAUCACCCCUGUUAAACCUUUCAUCUGACAGCAGAUUGUGACACAGACUGCACUUGGAUGCUCACUUUUUGGUGACCAGGCAGAAGGCUGUAUGAUUGACAUCUUGGCACUUGAGAGUAACACCAACGCUGGUGGCUUAUUUAUUGUUAUACAGAAACUUUUCUUUUUCUUACCUAACAUUUGUUAAGUCAUACAUGUACUCUUUGAAUAUAGAGCACUGAAAAAUAAAAACAUUCACGGGAAACUUUUGCAGUUAAGGUACAAUCAUUUAGCAAAAUUUACACCACUCCUUCUUUCAGUGUGUAAAUUUGUCAAAACUCUGUUUAUUAUGAUGAAAAUAAAUUGACAGCACUUUAGUUGGAAUACAA
This is a messenger RNA of Hyla sarda, 2085 nucleotides long. It is a transcript of the gene CCT2, whose product is annotated as chaperonin containing TCP1 subunit 2. The transcript is spliced from 16 exons. The record is from RefSeq and is a predicted model, not a curated record. The coding region runs from base 125 to 1732 and encodes 535 amino acids. Gene Ontology annotation, molecular function: ATP binding; ATP-dependent protein folding chaperone; ATP hydrolysis activity. Lineage: Eukaryota; Metazoa; Chordata; Amphibia; Anura; Hylidae. Gene Ontology annotation, biological process: protein folding. Gene Ontology annotation, cellular component: cytosol; chaperonin-containing T-complex.